AUGAAGUUCCUUAUAGUGCUUGUCGCUGCUAUCGCACUGCUUUCUUGCGCCUCGGCCAGGACCAUUACUGGCCGAAUUACCAACGGCAAUAAGGCCUCUGUCGGCCAGUUCCCAUAUCAAGUGGGUCUGUCCCUUAAACUGAGCGCUCUUUCUUCUUCCUGGUGCGGUGGCUCUCUGAUUGGCAAUAGCUGGGUUCUCACUGCAGCCCAUUGUACCGAAAGCGCACAAUCCGUGACCGUGUAUCUAGGUGCCACAGUGCGCACUUCAGCUGAAGUGAAACAGACCGUCGACAGUAGCAACAUCAUCAUUCACUCCGGAUGGAACAGAUCAACCCUGCGCAAUGACAUUUCACUGAUCAAGAUCAACAGCGUUGCCUAUUCUUCUCUGAUCAAGGCUGUUAGUCUACCUUCCGUGGCCAGUUCUUACUCGACCUAUGCUGGUGAUAAUGCGAUUGCCUCUGGUUGGGGUCGCACCUCUGAUUCAUCUAACUCUGUGGCUACCGAUCUGCAAUGGGCUCGUCUUCAGGUCAUUACCAACACAGUCUGUGCCGCGACCUAUGGCACUUCUAUUGUCGUUAGCUCCAAUAUUUGUGUGAGCACACCCGGUGGUACAUCUACUUGCCAAGGUGAUAGCGGUGGCCCAUUGGUUCUGGAAUCGAAUAGCCAACAAAUUGGUCUGACGUCCUUUGGUGCUGCUGCUGGCUGCGAGAAAGGAUACCCUGUAGCCUUCACUCGUGUUACGAGCUACUUGGAUUGGAUCAAGCAGAACACAGGAAUUUCGUACUAGACAGUUAAUGAAUACUAUGAAAAAACAAAAAUAAAUUGCAAGUAAAAUAUA
Scaptodrosophila lebanonensis is the source of this 837-nucleotide messenger RNA. RefSeq names its product serine protease 1-like. The record is from RefSeq and is a predicted model, not a curated record. Gene Ontology annotation, biological process: proteolysis. Gene Ontology annotation, molecular function: serine-type endopeptidase activity. The transcript has a single exon. NCBI's taxonomy places the organism in Eukaryota, Metazoa, Arthropoda, Insecta, Diptera, Drosophilidae. The coding region runs from base 1 to 786 and encodes 261 amino acids.